AUGUAUCCUUUAUCGGUUGGUACUAAUGGUGUGAUAAACUACUCUGUGAAUGUGGGAUUUAGUAUACCUUUACUCUACGGUUUUAUCAGUAGUAUCUACUUAUCCAUUGUACUGCACAAAAUCUACUUUCGAAGCCGCCUAACCAGUUGGUUUCUGCGAUUUCAAAUCGGAGUAGAUGGAUUCGCAUGCUUUUGGGGCAUUGUGUUUCUAUGGAUUCGCAGUUUGCCCUACUCAAACUUUAUAUCUGGCUGGUUGCAAUGUCAUUUUUGGCGUACACAAAUUCCAAUCUGGGUUUUGUUUGGCAUGUCCACGUGCAAUAUGACCUGGUUGACACUGGAUCGUCUAUGGGCCACAGUUUACUACAAAACAUAUCAACGAUACCACCGGAAAUAUAUGAUUUGGUGUUCCGUCGGGACAGUGCUAUUCGGAUUAGCUGUGAAUGCACCUCAAGUCAUGGUGGUGGAAUUCCAGAAUAUGACAUGUUACACCUCCGCCAUUGCUGAAUUUCCCGUCGCCUAUUAUUUUGGUCAGUUUCAUCAAAUCUACUGGCUCCUCACGUAUUACAUGUUACCUACAGCUAUCAUGAUCACCGCCCAUUUUCGUGUCGUGUGUGUUUUACCCUUGGAAGAUGUCAUCUAUACAGAUAACGGUCCUCUGGACGGCUCGGCUGAAAUGUGGCAAGAUGCUAACUUGGAAGAAGGUUUCCAAACGGGUCAAACGGACUCGAAAGAUGCUCCUAUGUAUAUUGAUCCUUUAAUUCCAGCAAUGACCAACGGGAUGCUCACCUUGAUCGCCUGUAUGAUAAUCGCGCAUUCGUAUGACACGUCAAUUUAUCUACUGAGUAAUGUGAUCUCAUUCUCCUAUACUUGGGGGACUGAUGUGCAACUGGUCAGUUGUUGUAUUUCCACAAUGAGUUGUGCCGUGAAUGCCUCAAUCAUGAUGCUAACCAUACCCCCAGUUCGAAGAGUGGUCCGAGCGCACAUCAACGCGUUUUCUGGACGAUGCAGAAACGUGCUCAUUCUAUUGGGCUAUUCGAAGACGUGA
Molecule: messenger RNA, 1044 nt
Organism: Echinostoma caproni
Lineage: Eukaryota; Metazoa; Platyhelminthes; Trematoda; Plagiorchiida; Echinostomatidae
Source: the annotation of a GenBank genome assembly